Molecule: messenger RNA, 4051 nt
Organism: Bombus huntii
Lineage: Eukaryota; Metazoa; Arthropoda; Insecta; Hymenoptera; Apidae
Product: dynein beta chain, ciliary-like
Exons: 3
Coding region: 5-490 (161 amino acids)
Biological process (GO): microtubule-based movement
Cellular component (GO): dynein complex
Molecular function (GO): dynein light intermediate chain binding; minus-end-directed microtubule motor activity; dynein intermediate chain binding
Source: RefSeq, a predicted model, not a curated record
GAUAAUGAGAGAUCAGGCAAACAUGACAGGAAAUGAUCCAAAAUGGAUCAUUUUUGACGGCGAUAUAGAUCCGAUGUGGAUCGAGUCAUUAAACACUGUCAUGGAUGACAACAAAGUGUUAACUUUGGCUAGCAACGAAAGAAUCGCUUUAACAGAACACAUGAGGCUUCUCUUCGAAAUUUCAAAUCUUAGGACAGCAACGCCAGCUACUGUUUCUAGGGCAGGAAUUCUUUAUAUAAAUCCACAAGAUAUUGGGUGGUAUCCAUUUGCAACCAGCUGGAUAGAAACAAGAGAUCCAGCUGAGAGAGCGAACUUAACCAUUCUGUUCGAUAAAUAUGUACCAUCCCUUGUAGAAAUGACAAAAUCUAGGUUUAAAAAAAUUACGCCAUUACCAGAAAUAUGUCACGUGGAAAUGCUUUGUAAAUUACUGGACUAUUUUCUGAUUAAGGAAAAUGUAACACCGGAUUGCCCAAAGGAAUGGUAUAAAUAAGACCUAAACAGUACUAAAAUUUAUAUACCCUUAAAAGAACUCGUUAUCUAUCGACAUUAUCAAUAAAUAUUUCAAAUGAAAUUUAUUGUAUUCAAGGGAAUUAAUCAGAUGAAUAUGUUUUGAACUUUUUGAUGAAUUAUAUUUUCUGAGAUAUCAAUGUAACCUUCAGUUUUUUUUAAUAAUAACGUAUAUUUUUUUAUUGCUUACUGUUGUAGCCUCUAGAAAGACGAAUUUAGCAACCUACGAAAAUGACCUUCAGUUGACCUCGAAUUUCAUAACGAAACGAUUUGUGGAGAACUUGAGUCGAUCUUAGGAUCGAUACAGACCUUGCUGAGGGCGGGAUGCAGUUAUUACUUUCCAUAAAUUUUCGCUACAUUCUGAUAUUCAAAGUCAACCAAAAAUGACAUUACAUUAUAGAUCGUUGAAUUCGUUUUUUUAGCAACUACAACAUAGAAGAAAAAGAUAUGCGGCGUCGUUUGAAAGAUUCGACAUAUUUCAAAAAAUAAUUCAUUCAAAAAUCGGAAUAUAUUCAUUUGAUCAGUUCCUUUAAAUACAAUAAAUUGGUAGUAGCAUACAAUUCAGUGACCAUCAUAGAUUUUUUCAAGCUGCAACAUAUUGAUAAAGACUAUUUAAAAAGAUGAAAUAUCAUUAAAAAAGUGUCACAAAGAAUUCUAAUUGUAUAAACGCAAAUUAAGUAACAGAAAGUAAACAGGAAACAGUUAAGAAGGAAAUUUAAUUUGAUAUUUGUUGAUAAUAAAUUCGAAUAACUAAAAAUAACAAAUAAAAAAUAAUUUAAAAGAAUGAAACUUAAUAGUCAUAUGUAUAUCAUAUAUAACUUAUGUUAUAUAUCAUAUAUAACUUAUGGCUCGCUAACCUCUCAAUUUUUGUAUCACAAUUGUAAAUUUCACUUGUAGUUUUAAAUAUGUUGUCAAUUAUUAUUUUGUAGGGUUUUUCCUAGAUUGAGGUUAGUUAAGUUUAAGUUUAGUUCUAAAGAAAAAUUAAAAGUACAUACUCAUAAUUGUCGCGACACUUUCACUAACAUAUUUGUAAAAUUUUUCUGAUUGGAAUAAGACCAAACACGAUGUAAUUUAAAUUUAGGAUUGUGCGAGUAACCGAAAUUAUGAUCUCGGGUCCGGAUCCAGAAAAUUUAAGGUUAACUUGUACUUGAACUAAGUUUAAGGUUAAUUUGUACUUGACCUAAUUGUAACUAUUUAUUGUAACAAUUUAAAUGAAAUUUCAGUGUGUCACUGUUUUUUAGUACACUUAAGCAGUGUUUAGGUGCAUGAUAACAGAAAAAUUAUGUUCUGAAUCGAACCUCCGAUCCCGAAUUGAAAAUCUGAAAUUGUAAUCGGCUCAGAUUGGGACCCUUGAGGAAACUUUGUGACCAUAUCAGUAUCACUCUGUUUCUCAAUUUUACAAUCAGAUUUUGUACUUUAACUUUAAGAUUCGAAAUGAUUUUCACAUUUUUCUGCAAUAAAAAAGAGAAAAUCGCACGGGAGCGUUAUAACCUAACCUGAUCCGAUUACAAUUUCAGGUAUCCGAACAUUACAAACUUCUGGGAUUGCAACCCGAUCCCGAGUAAAAUUCGCACACGCCUAAAUUAAAUCAUAUUUACAUAAUAGAAAUUACAAACUUAAUAGACAGAAAAUAGGUUAAUGUCACUAAAUAAGGAAACAUGUUCCAAAUUAUAUGGUGUCUGAUCUUGCUUUAAUCAGAAAAGCCUCACAAUUACAUCGGCAUACGUUUUAUUCAACAAAAAUGAAAAAUAAAAACGUUUCAUCGUUGCAUUAUUAUCAUCUCGCCGAUAUGCUUUUUUUCUCUUUAUAAUAAGCCGUUUUCACUUUCACUCACGCUGUCCUUUCUUAAAAUUCGUAAGAAUGAUGGACCGUACCUAUACUUAGCAUCGAUUCCUCCCUCGAUAAACGUCUGGCUCGUAUCCCAAUUUUUGGGUGCUAUAGAGGAAUUUACCGCAUUUCUUAUCGUUCUUAAAUGAUUUUCUAUGUCCUCAAUGCCUUUCUACAAACAGGUACGAAUUAUACUUUGCAUUUGCCUGUAUUUGGGCGUUCGGAUCAGCGACCUUUCAAGAUCAAUUGAUCGAUUGGCGAAACGAGUUCAAUAAGUGGUGGCAAAACGAAUUUAAGACUAUUAAGUUUCCUACUGGCAGCAACGUAUUUAAUUUUUUCAUCGAAAACGAAACAAAGAAGUUGGUUCCAUGGAGUGAGAAGAUACAGGCCUUUGAACUGGAUCCUGAUAUACCUCUCCAAGUUCGUUUAAACAAUUUUUCAUUAAAAAAGAAAUUCUUUAGAUAUUAAACAAAUGUUAGAAUAAGAUAAUUUAAGUCUUUAUUCUUCGACUCGUUUCUAGAACUUCAUCGUUUCUUUUUACUGAAAGAUCUUUAUUAUACAAGGAAUUUCAUUUUCUAAACUAUAUGUUAUUCGAACAAGUGUUUCAAAUAAAACUUGUUCUGUUUCAAGGAGGAUGUCUUAUGACAACUGUAAGAUUUGUCCAUGUGGAGGACUUUUCAGUAUCUCAAGGUGAUCUUUUUUUUGGAUGGAACUGUAUAUUUUUUACACAGUAGAGCUUGAAAGAUAUUUCAGUACUAAUUUCAUGAAAUUGAGUGUAUAGAAAACCAGUAAAACAUAAAUAUAAAAGCGUUAUCUUUCCUUGUAUUUAAUACCUACUUUUGCAGAGAAUUAAAAAACGCAUCAAAUGAUAUAUCAAAAAUAUAUAUAUAUAUAUAUAUAUAUAUAUGUCGGAGAUGGAAGGAAAGCCGAAGCCUUUCCUUGGAAAUUUUGGGAACAUCCUCUAGUACCUUAGCCUAGAUUUUAUUAUAGUUGUAAUUGCUUAAGAUUUGUAAUAAGCGAGAUUGGGUUCGAGGUGACAAUCGGUCGCUGAACGUAGCCACGGUCACGGGAUGGAUGUUUUAUCUAACGGAGGUCUGGAGUGGUUGUAUGUGUUUUCCGAGAAAUGUGGUUGUGGCGGCAUGCGGCCUCGAGAGCGGGCCGAGCCACGUGUGAUGUUGCCUCGGAGGUGCCGAUGCAAUGGUACAUACAUUGUAUUAGUAAUCAAAACUCCAGGCAGAAACUGCCUAGCAACGGCGUUUGGAACUUUCUCGAUGCUUCCAACGAGUGUGCCUAGCAACGGCGUUUGGAACCUUCUCGAUGCUUCCAAACGGGUAUAGAAAACAAAAUGCAAUCGUACAGGGAGAAAAAUCUCCACGAGGCUGGCAUUCUUGCGAUUGCCUUGGAGAGUGAUACAUCGAGCAUUUUCAACGAUCGCAUUUGCGUCUAAGUUAGUUUCGCUUAGUAAGGAGUUAUCCCGGUGACCGUGGAUUCGUUUGAACUCAAACAUUGCUAAUAGUAUUAUUUAAUUUAAUUAUUCGUAGAUCGUAUUAUUCGUUAGGCUCAGUGUUUGUUAGACUUAUUAUUAGUUGUACUUAUUAUUUGUUAAGCUUAGUGAUAGACCUGUAUAUACGUGUAAAUAAAAUCUCGGCUUUGUGAAACGAUGGCUAGUCCACAUGAAGAGUCGUCGCGCGCCCAAAAUUCGAAUCGUGACCCGACA